AUGACGGCUGCGGAGCAUGAAACCGUUGACAAGUUACCCUUCACUGCUGUGGCCGCUCCAGAUUCUUAUCAAAGCGCUGAAGAUGGAACAGUUGGGACUGAAAUAGGUAGUGCGCCAUCAAAUCACGUCUUUCAUGCACAUCAAAAGGAUACAGGACCACCUGCGACAAAGAAGGAACUGUGGUCGUAUUAUGCAUACUAUGCAGGAAAUAAUGGAAUCGGCUCUUUUCAAUACUCGAGUCUUCUCUUCCAGAACUUGAUAUACCAAGCCGGUUUUAACCCAAACGUCUUGCCAUUGGGUAGCGCACCUUGCGGCGAUGAUACCCCUUGCCAUGUCUUCUGGAAUGGAGGCACAAAAGCAUACACAUCGGUGGUGUUGAUAGCAUCAGGAUUGACCUUCGUUUCGCAAGCUGUUCUCUUCCUCUCGAUUGGGAGUUUGGCAGAUUUCGGUAAUUGGAAUCCAUGGGUUGUUAGAUUGUUUUCCCUUCUUUCAUUCGCCUUUGAAUUCGGGUUCUUGGGAGUACAAUAUGCACAUCAAUGGAGAAUCGCCAUGGCUCUUUACAUUAUCAGCAGUGUUACUUGGUGGUCUUCCUAUGUUUUCUUCAACGCGAUAUUUCCCAAACUUGCCCACGACCUUCCCGAAGUUCAUAAAGCGAGAGAAGAUUAUGCACAAGGUACAUUGACAGAACAAGAAUACGAAGACAAGUGCUCAAUGGCAAGAUCCAAGGUUAUGAAUAUAAGUUAUGGGUGGAAUAAUGUGGGAUUCACAAUCUGUGGAGCUUUAGCAUUGGCAGCCUUAGCAGGAAUUGGUGCGAAUGAUUCCACACAACAAAACAAUUGGGGAUACUCUGUAUCUGUCGCUGUCACGACUGGAUGGUGGAUUAUUCUUGCCAUUCCAUGGUUCAUCUGGGAAAAGAAGCGACCGGGACCACCUCUACCAAAGGGUGACAAUUAUCUUACCUUUGGUUUCAAGCAAACCUAUUUCGCCGGAAAACAGGUAUGGAAGUUGAGACAAACUUUCUACUACUUGAUUGCAUUCUUCUUAUUGGCAGAUGGAGUCGCUACAUUACUUACACUCGUCUCAAUCGCGCAAACGCAAGUUGUUCAAUUCUCCGCGACACAAAAUACCUAUCUCAUCAUGGUUCAAGGUGGCUCAACUACAGUCGGAGUCUUCGGUGCCUAUUAUCUUCAGGAAACACUCAAGAUCCGUACUAAGACCAUGCUACAAUUUUGCAAUUGUGGUUGUGUACUCAUUGCGCUUUGGGGAAUGAUAGGUUUGUGGACCACCAAGUUUGGUUUCCAUAACGAAUGGGAGUUUUGGCUCUUUCAAGCACAAUAUGGAAUUACCCUUGGUGCUCAAUUUCCAUAUGGACAAGCAUUCAUGGCAGAAUUAGUACCCAAAGGUAGAGAAUAUUUGUUCUUCAGUCUUUUAGGUAUUGUCUCCAAGGGAUCAGCAUGGAUUGGACCCAUUGUUUCAAGUGCUAUUGUUGAUCGCAAUGGCAGUGAAUGGGCAGCAUUUCCUUUCGUGGCAGCAUUGAUAUUUGUUCCUACGGUUGCAAUCUUUUGGAUCAGUGAGACAAAAAGUAGAGUUGAAUGUGCAGAGUAUUUAGAAAGGGAGAGGACGGACUUACAAAAGAUUAGAGAUAAUGAUUUGAACACAGGCAGAUCUGAUUCUACGGAGAGUAGUAGAGGAUUGGAUAAGUCGACAUAA
Botrytis deweyae is the source of this 1710-nucleotide messenger RNA. RefSeq lists its product as uncharacterized. The record is from RefSeq and is a predicted model, not a curated record. The transcript has 3 exons. NCBI's taxonomy places the organism in Eukaryota, Fungi, Ascomycota, Leotiomycetes, Helotiales, Sclerotiniaceae. Bases 1 to 1710 code for a protein of 569 amino acids.